Molecule: messenger RNA, 2286 nt
Organism: Planococcus citri (citrus mealybug)
Lineage: Eukaryota; Metazoa; Arthropoda; Insecta; Hemiptera; Pseudococcidae
Exons: 6
Coding region: 25-2001 (658 amino acids)
Source: RefSeq, a predicted model, not a curated record
UGAAGUCCCAUUUUCUAGUAUAAGAUGAAGGGUAUGUACAAGUUGAACAUCGCGAUAGUGAUCUCGCUCCAAAUUUUGGUACAAGUUCUCGCUCAAAAUAAACAAGCAGCUCUGGUCUUCAACAGAUUCACCAGCUCGCUGUACGAUAUACCAUCGAGUAUGCCAAAAGUGGACGUGAAAGUUUGCCAUUCUUGGGCUAACGCUUGCCCAGCAGAAAAAAAAGCGGAGAAAAAAUUUGUGAAAACUCAGACGAUCACUGAAAACGCUCUGAUUGUAAAACAAAUAUGCGAGAAAAAGCAAACGCAGGAUUCUGCUCCACUCAAGAGGAAUAUUUGCAAAUACGGGCAUAAAAUUGUGGCGCUUUUCCGCAAGAAUAAUUGGUCUUUCGAGUUCGGCUAUGAGAUUUACUUCAGGAUGAGGAACAAAGAAUACUUUCACACAUUUUAUGAUCGUACGCAGUACAUCAAACCUGAAGAUCUAUUUAAAUCAUUGCAUGCAAAAAUGACUUGGGAGAGCUUCCUUCACGCGAUCAAAGAAGUAAAUCGCUCGCUUUUCGUCAAAGACAAAAUCGUUUGGUUUAACGACGAUCAUAAAAUGUAUUUUAUGUGGAUUCGGUUAUUCAAAAUUAAAUUCGAUUUCUUUCAUUGGACACCGGAGAAAAUCACUUAUGAGAUUCGUGACAAUAAUAAAUGGCCUGUUUCUUGGUCUUGUGAGAAGUACAGUUUGGCUGAAGAGGCCUACAAAGGUGUUGGUCUGGAUGAAUUAUACGCCGAAGCUAAUCAAGAAAACAUAUUCUCUAAUUUACUGCUACUCGAAAAAUCAUCUGAAGCAGCUUGCGGAGGUAAAAAUGGUAAAGAAUGCUUGAGUAAAUGGCUGUUAAUACCAAUUGACCAGUUUCACUUUGGUAGUUAUCGAGAUUCGAUUUGCUCAAAUAUGGCUACUGUUCCUUUAUGGUCCAGUACGUUGGAACUGGUGAUGAAAAAAUUAGAUAAAUUUUUGUAUGCUUUGUUUCGAGAGCUUGGAACCGGAUUGUAUAUCACAUCGGGCAUUCACGGUACAUUGCACUUACCGAAAAUUAAAAGCGGACUCUUCAAAGAUAAGACAGCAGCUGUGUAUUUAGAUUUCCAAAACUCUAAAAUUCCAGCACCCGACAUAAUUUUUAAAAUCGUCAAAUACAAAUUACCCAAGUGCUCGGAUAAAAGUGGAUGUUGGCUUUCGGCCACGGUUAUCCUACACAACGAUCCACAUUUCGAACCAACUAGCGACAAAAAAGUCUGCAAACAAGACGUGACCUCAGACUGGGGCUGGGAUGAGGUGACUAAAUUCACGAAGCCUGCGUUAUUGAAUUCUGCGUUAUUGAAUUCUGAGUUCAAAUCCAAGUACAUCUAUGUUUGUCAAACCAAUUCUGUCGUAUUGGAUCGCAUAGGUCAAGGGAAAAGUUGGUGGAGAUGGGGAAAGCAAAAAGUAUCAGAUUUCAAUCUGAAGGAAUUUCCCAAGUUUGAUAAUAAAAAGAAAUUCUAUCAAGUAGUUCCGAUCGAACAAGAUGUGAUUGACAGGAUAUUAACUUUGACCAGUAUUGAAAAUGAAGUUAGGCAGAGAUUGUCUCUACAAGGAUUGGAAGAGGGUGGCGAGAAUGGCAGUGGUGAUGGAAAAGUAAAUGAGAUACGCCAAUUAACCGAGCUAAUCGAUCCGCCUCCAAAAGAUACUAUCAUUGAACGACCUCAAGCUAGACCUGUUCGUGAGAUUGUUGAUGAAGGAAAUACCGAUGACGAGGAUGGAGAAAUAUCAAGCACUAAGGCCCAUCCGUCAUCCCCAGCUGACUCCGAUGAUGAUUCACCAUUUAGCACACCAUUAAAUGGGCAGUCCUAUCGGGGAUCUUAUUCUGAUGAUGAUGAGUUUUUCCAAGGAGAUGGGCAACAGCCUGCAGCCUCUUCGAAGGCUAGCGAUUCGCCUGGAAGACAUCGCUCUCCCAAUAGAGGUGAAAAAUCAACGACCAGAUAACUUUUCUCUGGAAUCGAAAAAUAAAGUACCUAUUUCUGAUUUUUAAUGGGUAAUUGUGACGAUAUUUUCGGGUAUUUGUAUAGUUUUAACAGGUUUUAAUGAUGUUUAAUGCCAUUUUUAUCCAGUUUUGGUGAAUUUCAUCAAAUUCCAUCGGUUAUGACUAAUUUACAAUGAUUUUAAUGCAUUUGAAACCGUUUUCAGUUCACUUCAUAUAAUAUGUUUUAAUGGGGUAUUUUAUAUGAUUUUUAUUGAUUUUAAUACCUACUUUUAUGACGUGUUAUGCAA